CAAACAAAUGUGUAAUCAUUAUUUGAUAGAUAUUGGAAAACACGUUCUGUGCCAAAUAAAGUUAUACAAUGAGAAGUAAAGUACGAAAAAUUAAAUAAAAUCAAUGCAAAAAUCAAUGUACCUUUAUUGGCAAAAGUGACAUUGGAAUAGCAGAUUCUUCAUAUGGAGUGCUUGCUGUGCUUAAAUACGGAUUCAAACUACAUAGGGGAAGAUUCCAUUGAGUGGUCGGAAUGGAACAUUAAACAAUUGGUGGAUCAACAUUUAUGGGCUAUUGAGCCAAAUAUAUCACCGUCGUGUCUUUGCAUGAAUUGUUGGAAUGAAUUAAAUGGAUUCCAUAAAUUUUUUACACGAAUACAAGAAGCACAUACAAAUAUAUUAUUGUGUGAAAUCAAAUCGGAAUUUGACCCAUUGGAGGAUAAUAAAAACUUAGAAUCUUUUGUAAAUGAGUCUUUAAACGAAUGCGAGAUUGAGGAAACAUCUUCAACAGCAACUGACUAUGGCCAAGAAAUCAAAAUAGACAUUGAUCGCGAUUAUAAUAGGAUUCUUGACAAAAAUUAUGAAAGCGAUGACGAAUCUACUGAUCAUGAGCAAAGCAAUGCUGUUUCGGAAGAAAAUGAUAGUCCAUUGCGUAGAAAUGAGGCUUCUGAUGAGAGGAAAAUAAUUAAAAGAAACACGGCAGAGUAUGAUGAUUUUCUUAAGAAGCAUUUUCAAAUAAAUUGCGACAAAUGCAAUGAACCUUUUGAGACCUUUCCAUUGCUUGCCCAACAUUUUAGCCAAGUUCACAAUGAACGUGGUUAUGCAGUUUGCUGCGGCAACAAAUUCGUCUAUCGCAGUUGUCUGGUAGAGCACAUUCGAUUGCAUGUUGAUCCUGAUUACUACAAGUGUUCAUAUUGCACGAAGAGAUUUACCAAUAAACGCAAUUUGCAGUUACACACCCUUCUGCACGUGGAUAAGAAAUAUGCUUGUGACAAGUGUGAUAAAAAGUAUGCCAGAAAAUCGCAACUUGGUGAACACAAAUUGACCCAUAUGCCAAAACCAGAAAAGAAAUUUCAAUGUAAAGAAUGUGGAAAAUUUUAUAUCAGCAAACAAUCGCUAAAGUAUCACCAGAAGGUAGUACAUGAUUUUUUAUAUGCGAAAGUAUGUGAGAUAUGUGGACAGACAUUGCCAGGUGUCUCAUCGUAUAAGCAGCACAUGAUAAGACAUAAUCCUAACCCAGUUAAAUGUGAAGACUGCGGCCUUUUAGUAACCAGUAAAAUAACACUGGGAUACCAUAGAAAACUUAAACAUCCCGAGGGAGGAAAUCGUGAGUACACCUGCCCUUUUUGUCAGAAAAUAUCGCCAAAUAUUAGGGCUCACAAAACUCACGUAAAGGAUAACCAUGACCCAAAUAAUAGAUCGGAAUGCAAUAUUUGUAACAAAAUAUUCAGUAAAAAGUCGCUUAAGCGUCACCUGGAAGUCCAUUCUGGCAGUUUAUCAUAUACCUGCAAAUGGUGCCCGAAGCAGUUUAACACAAACAACAACAUGGGCUACCACUACAAAAAAGCACACCCAAUUGAAUAUGAGGAAGAGCAACGAAAAAGAUAUUCUGGAAAUUUACCUCCUGCAAAAUAUGAUUCAAGAGUUGUAAACAAAAUAUAAUAUUGGCUAAGAAAUAUAUACAAAUGUAUUAAAAAGUA
Stomoxys calcitrans (stable fly) is the source of this 1676-nucleotide messenger RNA. Its product is annotated as zinc finger protein 391. The record is from RefSeq and is a predicted model, not a curated record. Gene Ontology annotation, cellular component: nucleus. Gene Ontology annotation, molecular function: RNA polymerase II transcription regulatory region sequence-specific DNA binding; zinc ion binding; DNA-binding transcription factor activity, RNA polymerase II-specific. The coding region runs from base 163 to 1638 and encodes 491 amino acids. Lineage: Eukaryota; Metazoa; Arthropoda; Insecta; Diptera; Muscidae. Gene Ontology annotation, biological process: regulation of transcription by RNA polymerase II. The transcript has 5 exons.